AUGGGAUUAAGUCACUCUUCAAAUUAUCAUUCUUCUCAUGUAAGAAGUGUGGUGACAUCUGAACCAGUUAUUGCCGAAACAUUUCCGGAUCUAUAUCCACGUUUGGACAUUUUAGAUUUCUAUGGUAAUGAAACAUACAGACCACAAUUCGAUUUGUUUAUUCAAAGUUAUCAAUCAUUCUAUGAUCACACCUACGAAGAUAUGCGAUCAUAUUACCAAGUUUCUGGAAUUCAUGGGUUACCUUAUACGCCCUAUGAUGGUGUUACUGGUGGUGAACAUGAAUACAAUAAUCAGUCAGAAUGGGAAAAAGGUCGUUGGGGUGGAUAUUGUCAUCAUGGAGAUGUUUUAUUUGGACCAUGGCAUAGGCCAUAUAUGCUUUUAUUUGAAUCAUUGUUAGUUAAAGAGGCUAAACGGAUUGCUUUACAAUACCCGGAUAACGAAAAAGAAAAGUAUGUUGAAGCGGCAAAACAACUUCGCCAUCCCUAUUGGGAUUGGGCAGAUGAAGAAACAUUAAAAGGUGUUCCAGAAUUAUUCUUAACAUCUGAAAUCGAAAUAAAUACACCACAAGGCAAAAAAAAAGUCAAAAAUCCUUUACAAAGUUAUACUUUACCGGUUGAUCUUUCACACCCCCUUGGAGAAGGUCAUAAUCCAACUGAUAAACCCCAUUAUAAAGUUCCCAGCAGAAGACAUGUUCCAUUUACACCUGCUGGUUAUCCUACUAUCAGAUAUCCUAAUUCCAACUAUGAAGAUCAAAAUGAUGUAUUAAAUAGAAAUGUUUCCGUGUAUGUUUCUACAGUAUUUAGACCCGGAUUAUAUCAAAUGUUUCAUAUUAGCGACUACCUGCAUUUUAGCAAUCAUGGUGUAAGAUCAAAUAAUAAACAAACGGCAAAUUCCCUAUUUCCAGGCCAUCCGAGUCCUCUUAAAGUUGUUGGAACAUCACAUUUUGCAUCGAUUGAAACAGUUCAUGAUACUCUUCAUUUAAUAGUCGGUGGUCUUGGAGGUCAUAUGGCUUAUGCAGAUAUAGCUGCAUUUGAUCCAAUGUUCUAUUUCCAUCAUGUAAAUGUGGAUCGUCUUUUUGCACUUUGGCAAGAAGUAUUUCCUGAUAGCUGGAUUCAACAAAAUAUUGAUCUCAACGGAACUUUUACAGAAGAAAUGUACACAAAAAUAGAUGAACAUACAGAUCUAACACCAUUUAGAAAGACUGAAACAGAAUUCUGGAAAUCUUCAGAUAUUCGUUAUAUAGAAAAACUUGGGUAUACAUACCCUCAAGUAACAAUGUUUAAAGGUCAAGAUCCUAAAACUUUACAAGCCUAUCUUCUUAAACUUUAUAAACCUGAUCCUUAUCAUAGACGCAGAUUUUUCGUAAAGUUGACCGUAGAAUCGGGUAAAUUAAUUGGACCAUACGCUAUUAGAGUAUUUGUUGAUUUGAAAAAUGCGACUACUCAGACACCAGUAACAUCACCUCAUUUUGCUGGCCUUGUUGCCAUGUGGCGUGGUACUAAGCAUUCACAUGCUAAUAAUAACACUUUUGUCGUGGGAACUGUCGAUAUUACGGCAGCUAUGGAGCGAUUAGGAAUUCGAAGUCAAACAUACGAUGUGAGUCAAGAAGUUAAUGAUACAACAGGCUUAAUGAAUUCAACAUCAAUUUUUGACAUUGAUGAGGAUAUCAAAAUAGUUCCUGUUUUCUUGGAUGGUAAAGGAGUUAGUCCGAAAGAAGCUGGGGUUAAUAUGAUUGAAGUUUUUUCAUUCGAACACGACAAAGUUGAUAAAAAUUUCUUGGUCGAAAACACUGGUCAAUAUUAUGGCUCUAAAGAAUUUUAA
Molecule: messenger RNA, 1821 nt
Organism: Dentiscutata erythropus
Lineage: Eukaryota; Fungi; Glomeromycota; Glomeromycetes; Diversisporales; Gigasporaceae
Source: the annotation of a GenBank genome assembly